AUGUUUCUGCGUAAAAGUUUAGUAUUUCUAAUGCUUUUCCUUGUGAUCAGCUCAGCAACGGCGGCACGUAAAACCAAACGUCCUGUCAAGCCGGCCAAAACAUUCCCUCGCACAAAUGUAACACCUUCACCGCAAGCCGCGACCAGCAGCAGCAGCAGUACAAGCACAACCGCACAACCCAUCAUUAGUUCCAGCAGUACAUCGAGCACAGCAGCCCCUCAACUGAAGACGGAAAAUGUUAGCAUUGAGGAAGCUGAUUUGCCCGGAAAUUUACUACAGAACAAUGACAGUGAAUUGCCAAAACCAUUGGAAUCCACUAACGGAAAUGCCCAGUUGCCACAAGAAUCAAAGACAGAAAAGCCAAUGACUGAAAAUGGCGGUGCUGCUGGUAUGAUUGAAGAGGAAUGUGAUCCGGAUAUGAUUGGUUUUGAAAUUAUAACGGGUUAUGUAUUAUCGGCGCCAUCAAAAAUGCUUGACACACUGCCCGGUACACUUAUGUUGACCGAUUGCCUGGAGGCCUGUCAGAUAAAUGAAUCAUGCAGCGCAGUUAAUUAUGAAACCGGACUCUGUGUAUUAUUCAAAACAACAGCGGACAAAACACCAGGUUCACUUUCUCGUUCCCAAUUCCCAGUCUUCACAAUUUACGCACAAAAAUCUUGUUUGGGUGUACGUCCUUGUUCCAAGGCCUGGUGCAUUGAUCGUGUACAAAACUAUCGUUUAGUGGAUCAUGUUAAAUCCAGUCAAACGGUGUACUCAAGACGCGAUUGUUUGGAAUUGUGUUUGGGUGAAACUGAAUUUACAUGCAGAUCUGCCAAUUAUUAUCGUCAUUCCGGCUUGUGUGAAUUGAGUGAUAUGGAUCGUAUUACCUUGUCGGGCGGCAACAAUGUGGAACCCUAUGAUGGUGCUGAUUAUUUGGAAAACAAUUGCGCUGAGGAACCCAGUAAAUUGUGUGAAUUCAAAAGGAUUUCCGGUAAAAUCUUAAAGACUGUCGAUUCGGUGUAUCAGGAUAUCAACUCCAUUGAAGAAUGUCGUGAUUUGUGCUUGAACUCGCCUUACAGAUGCCACUCCUAUGACUACAAUGAUACCGGUGAUAUGGUCUGCCGUUUGUCUCACCACUCUCGCUCCACCUUGACCGAUGUUUUGGAUCCCUAUUUGGAUGUCCCAGAGGCUGCCACCUAUGAAUUGUCUUCCUGCUACAAUGUCUCCAUUGAAUGUAAAUCCGGUGAAAUGAUUACCAAGAUUCGUACCUCCAAAUUGUUCGAUGGUAAGGUAUAUGCCAAGGGUGCCCCUAAAUCCUGCUCCGUGAAUGUAAACAACUCCUUGGAAUUCGAUUUCCGUAUGGGUUACAAUGAUUUGGAAUGUAAUGUCCGCCAGUCAGCCUAUGGUCGUUAUAUGAAUGAUAUUGUUAUCCAACAUCACGAUAUGAUUGUUACCUCCUCGGAUUUGGGUUUGGCCGUGUCUUGCCAAUAUGACUUGACCAAUAAGACCGUUUCGAAUGAUGUUGAUUUGGGUGUUACCGGCGAAAUUGAAUCCUCGUUGAGCGAAGAAAUCAUCAUUGAUUCACCCAAUAUUAUCAUGAAGAUCACAUCUCGCGAUGGCAGUGACAUGAAACGUAUUGCUGAAGUCGGUGAUCCCCUGGCUUUGAGAUUCGAAAUUACCGAUCAAAACAGUCCCUAUGAAAUUUUCGUACGUGAAUUGGUUGCUAUGGAUGGUACAGAUAAUGCUGAAAUUACCUUGAUUGAUGCUCAUGGUUGCCCCACCGAUCAAUAUAUUAUGGGUCCAGUACAAAAGAUGUCACAAAAUAGGAAAUUCUUGGUUUCCCAAUUCGAUGCUUUCAAAUUCCCCUCAUCCGAAGUUGUGCAAUUCCGUGCCUUGGUAACCCCCUGUAUUCCACGUUGUGAACCUGUUAUUUGCGAUAAUGAAGAUUCCGUUAGUGGUGAAUUGAAGUCCCUCGUGUCCUAUGGUCGUCGCAAGAGAUCCAUUGUCAAUGGUACAGAUGGUGCUGAAUUCAUGGUCUCCUCAUCCGCCUUCCACCACCAUGGCCGCCAUCAACGUGAUGUUAGUCAAAAAUCUGCCGAAGAUAAUAUUCUGCUGGUCCAGUCUAUUCAAAUUACCGAUAAAUUCGGCUUCAAUCAAGAGGAAACAAAUGCCCUGAAUUCUGCAGAUGAUCAUGAAAAGGUUUAUGCUGGCAUUGCCGAAGAAUCGUUCACUUGCCUAAAUGGUUAUGGUCUCAUCAUUGCCGGUGCUGCAUUCCUAUUGGCUCAACUCUCAGUCAUUGUUAUCUGGAAGACUGUACAGAAACGCUCCAAGAAAGAACGUUAUCUCUAUCAACAAGAUUCGGCACCAUCAUCGGUUAAUUAUGGUGCACCCACCAUGGUCUAUGGAGCCUCCCACCUACAACACAGUUCAUCAUCACAGGGCAAGGCCAGUGAUACAUUGGGUAAACUCUAUGACAGUGGCAUGAGUGGACGUUAUGGUCAGCAAUAUUAAGAGAAAGAAAAACAACAAAAUCUGGCACAUUAGGA
Musca vetustissima is the source of this 2525-nucleotide messenger RNA. RefSeq lists its product as uncharacterized. NCBI's taxonomy places the organism in Eukaryota, Metazoa, Arthropoda, Insecta, Diptera, Muscidae. Bases 1 to 2490 code for a protein of 829 amino acids. The record is from RefSeq and is a predicted model, not a curated record. The transcript has 7 exons.